Molecule: messenger RNA, 906 nt
Organism: Capsella rubella
Lineage: Eukaryota; Viridiplantae; Streptophyta; Magnoliopsida; Brassicales; Brassicaceae
Product: extensin-2-like
Exons: 1
Biological process (GO): plant-type cell wall organization
Molecular function (GO): structural constituent of cell wall
Source: RefSeq, a predicted model, not a curated record
UCUCCUCCACCACCAUAUGUUUACAGUUCUCCACCACCACCAUACUAUUCACCAUCUCCUAAAGUAGACUACAAAUCACCUCCACCACCGUAUGUUUACAGUUCCCCACCACCUCCGUACUAUUCUCCAUCUCCUAAAGUUGUAUACAAGUCCCCUCCUCCACCAUAUGUCUACAGCUCCCCACCACCACCAUACUACUCUCCAUCCCCUAAGGUAGACUACAAAUCUCCUCCACCACCGUAUGUUUACAGUUCCCCACCACCACCAUACUAUUCCCCAUCUCCCAAGGUUGUAUACAAGUCCCCUCCUCCACCAUAUGUUUACAGCUCCCCACCACCACCAUACUACUCUCCAUCCCCUAAGGUAAACUACAAAUCUCCUCCACCACCGUAUGUUUACAGUUCCCCACCACCACCAUACUACUCCCCAUCCCCUAAGGUAGAGUACAAAUCUCCUCCCCCACCGUAUGUUUACAGUUCCCCACCACCACCAUACUACUCCCCAUCCCCCAAGGUUGUAUACAAGUCUCCUCCUCCACCAUAUGUUUACAGCUCCCCACCACCACCUUACUACUCUCCAUCCCCUAAGGUAGACUACAAGUCUCCCCCACCACCGUAUGUUUACAGUUCUCCACCCCCACCAUUGUACUCACCUUCCCCAAAGACUGAGUACUAAACUUCAACCCCACAUUUGCAUUACUUGAAACGGUAAAUGCGGAUUGUUAAAUAAGCUAUUGAGUUGUAACUGAUCUCACUAUGCCUUUUGUUCUUUAUGCUAUAAUUCAAUAAUUUUUAAUUUUGUUGGUACUAAUAUUCACUUUGUUUCAUGUUUUGUUCUUUUAUUUGUGUAAUGAUUGCUUACAAUCUAUAUUAAGUCUAUAAUCGCAAGAAGAUUUUAAUCUUUUUA